Messenger RNA from Stereum hirsutum FP-91666 SS1, 381 nucleotides. RefSeq names its product Endosulfine-domain-containing protein. Bases 1 to 381 code for a protein of 126 amino acids. Gene Ontology annotation, cellular component: cytoplasm. The record is from RefSeq and is a predicted model, not a curated record. Gene Ontology annotation, molecular function: protein phosphatase inhibitor activity. NCBI's taxonomy places the organism in Eukaryota, Fungi, Basidiomycota, Agaricomycetes, Russulales, Stereaceae. The transcript is spliced from 4 exons.
AUGCUCCCGGCAAAGCUCAAGAAGAUCGAUAUCAGCUCAUUGACUGAGGAGGAGCAGAAGCUCUUCCGUCUUUAUGGCAAGCUGCCCACGCACAAGAACGUUCUCACCAAGAUGCAGAAGGAUCGCAAAUACUUCGACUCUGGUGACUAUGCGCUCUCCAAGGCUGGCGUGGCGCCCCAGAAUGCCGUCGGCACUGCCAUUCCCAACCCCGAGAACAUUCCCCACGCAUCAACCCCGUCUACCAACAAUCACAAUGGUGGCCUCUCCGUUUCGCCCAACAAUAGUGCCACCAGCCCCGUCAGGGAAAGCAACUUGUCGCAAGCCCCUGAGGACGAAACCGAGCCCGAGAAGUCCACGGCAGAAGCCGUUGAAGAAGCUUGA